Messenger RNA from Acanthoscelides obtectus, 740 nucleotides. NCBI's taxonomy places the organism in Eukaryota, Metazoa, Arthropoda, Insecta, Coleoptera, Chrysomelidae. The record is from the annotation of a GenBank genome assembly.
AUGACCCAUUCCUAUAUCGAACACAUAAGAAGAAGAAGAUUUGGUACAAGCACAUUUGGUCAAGUCGCUGUUGGGAAGACGCUGAGCCAUAAAUUUAGAGAUAUCAGUGAUGCAUCUGAGCACUUCAGCUCUAGCGAUGAUUUAGAAGAGACAUUGGACCUCAUUCAAAUACCAAAGUGUGAGGGAUAUUUUGAAGACGUUGUUCGGCAAAUGCCAGACAACGUAUAUUUUGACCACUUCCGUAUGAGCCGGCAAAAAACAGAGUAUCUUGCUAAAAAAUUUGCUGUAUCACAAUAUUUUUCAGCCGGCAGAGAAGGUGAUUCAGAGAAAAUUAGCGCACUGCAGUUUAUAACUGUUUUUUUAUGGUAUGCUUGAAAUGAGGCUUGUUCAAACAGAGAUGUAGCCGACAGAUUCAACAUAUCAGUAAGCAGCUUGCACAAGAUUAUAAAACGGCUUACGUAUUUUUUGAGUAACCUUGCCCCAGAAGUAAAAAGAUGGCCAGAUGAAGAGGAAAAAGCCAUUAUAAGCCAACAUUUUCAGAAAAUAACUUCCCAGGUGCGAUAGGUGCUCUAGAUGGUACACACAUUAGAAUUGAUAAACCAUCACAAGAUCCAGAAUCGUACUUCAAUAGAAAAAGUUUCUACUCCAUCCAAGUAAUAAAUAUUGCAAGACUACCCUACAGUAUCUAUAAAAUAUCAAGUUACAAUUAGAUUUUGAUAUAGAAUUAAUUGUAGGCUUUA